This is a messenger RNA of Branchiostoma belcheri (Belcher's lancelet), 4063 nucleotides long. RefSeq lists its product as uncharacterized. Lineage: Eukaryota; Metazoa; Chordata; Leptocardii; Amphioxiformes; Branchiostomatidae. Gene Ontology annotation, molecular function: metalloendopeptidase activity; zinc ion binding; carbohydrate binding. The record is from RefSeq and is a predicted model, not a curated record. The transcript has 29 exons. The coding region runs from base 199 to 3957 and encodes 1252 amino acids. Gene Ontology annotation, biological process: proteolysis.
AGAUUUAACUCUAGUCAGCUUAAAUCUUGCAAGGGGGGAUGUAGAGCAGUUAAUCUUGUCAAAAGCUCAGCCUGGUCAGGAUCCCAAAGGAGGACAAAACGACUGACGAAGUGGUUUUCUUUUUCACAAACAACUUCGCGCCUUCUAGCUUGGCAGCCGAGACGCAGUUUCCCCGCCAGAAGGGUGUUUUUUUACGCGAUGGCGAAUCUGUGGCUCAACGUCCUUAUGAUUGCGUCACUUUUCACAACCCUUCGCGCAACAAAGAUAAAGGAGGUGAUCAGCAGAAUGCCUGACGAUGUUGAUGACGAAGAUGAAACAAGGACAGCAGAUGUAGAGGUGCAGGAAUUGCAAGAGCAGCAACGACGAGACAUUCCUUUUUGGAACGACUCUCGUCUGUGCAACUACCACGAAUGCUUCAAGACCUUAAAGACCUGGCCAGAAGUCCCCUACUACCUACUGAACGACGGGAAUUUUGCCGUGGACUGGCCGACCCGUUACGUCAGAAUGCUCUUCAUCUACAACAAGAAUGCUUUUGACAAAGUGUUCCUCGGUGAUCGAGCUGCAAUUGAGAACCACGCAAUGGAGGCAGUCGCAAUUCUCGAUAAGGCCUACAGGACGAUCAACUUUCGCGUGCUCCUGAGUGGAGUUGAGAUUCUGGACAAAUAUUGGCCAGGAGAAGAAGAGAACCCUCAUUACUAUGACUAUCUCAAGCCAAACGUCAGCGAGUACAUCUGGAAUGACCUGCGACCUGUCCACAAAUUCGAUACAGCAACAUUCAUCACUGGCCCUCCCUAUUUCCACGGAACCAAAGCCACCGGUGCAGGAAUGGGAGACCUUUGUCAGAUGGAGAGUGUGGACAACUUCCCCUUCAUCAUUAGUGGGUCAACCGCCAUAACAACCGGCAGACCCGCAGACUACAUCGAUGUGCUGACCCAUGAGAUGGGACAUCAGUUCUUCGUCGGACAUCCAUAUGACCCCCUGGAUGAUGGCGACUCGCCGUGCCCUACCAAGAAGCUGUUUGGAUCUGCAUGCACAAUGGGUGGGAAUGAGUACCCGAAGUCGUUUGGCCAAGCGUUCUUUGAUGGCAUCAGGGAAAACAACUUUGCCUGCUUGGAGAAGAAACCGCCACAAGAGGAGGUGUACAAAUGUGGAAACGGGAUUCUUGACCACGGGGAGGAAUGUGACUGUGGUUCGGACCAGAACUGCCUGAAGAGUGAUCCAUGUUGUGACGGCCAGAUAUGUAAACUGAAACACGGUGCGGAGUGCUCUGAUGGCCAGACCUGCUGCAAGAACUGCAAGGUUGACUUGCAAAGCUGUCCCGUCAAUCCAACCAUUACGGACAAACGUGUGUGGGCUCCAUUUUGCCAUGCCUCGGCAGACUAUACGGAGAUCACCGCACCUGCCUCAGGCACCAUAGAGCCGUUUCCCUUCGGACAGGUGACACCCCAGAAUAUCAAGAUACCAGGGAAGAUGACUCCUCCCAACACCGUGUUCAGUUGGCUCCUUCACGCUCCAGUGGGCCACACGAUCAAGGUCCACUUGAUAAUACCUCAGAUGAAGUCGGAGUAUUUCGACGUUUGGAUCGGAUGUCCGUACGACUGGCUGGAAGUACGGGACGGAGGGGAGGUGACGUCACCGCUGUUGGGCCGCUACUGUACACCGUUACGGGAUCCUGUCAUCACGUCCUCCACUAAUAAGAUGAUACUAAGGUUCCGCAGUGAUUCAUCAUUUGAUAGCCACUUUGUGGUGAAAUACGAAUUUCUUUCGCAAGUUGAUACAGAAACAGCCACCACCUGCGAGAGGGACACCCUACAUCUGUCUUGCUCGGACGGAAAGACGCUCUUCAUUGUGGAGGCGACCUACGGACGGACGUCCAUCUCCCACUCCUGUCCCUGCUCCACAUGUAGAGAUGACUGCCGCGCAGACACCAGCCUGGCCGAGGUGAGGGCCGCCUGCCAGGGCAGUCAGCAGUGCACAGUGGCAGCGAGCAACGACGUCUUCGGUGAUCCCUGUCACGGGGUGCAGAAGUACUUGGAGGUAUCAUACCGCUGUGUCACAGAUGAGACGUGCCAAGAGGGCAGCGGCGCUUCCUAUCGAGGCGAGUGGUUCACGACCGUAUCGGGGAGGCGUUGUCAGCGCUGGGACAGCCAAACGCCUCACGAGCACACACGGACACCAUCCAACUACCCCUCGGCCGGGCUGGAGGAAAACUACUGCCGCAACCCUGACGGAGAAGACGCGGUCUGGUGCUAUACAUCGGAUCCUGAUCAACGCUGGGACUGGUGCCCUGUACCGAAGUGUGGCGGCGAGUUGGAGAAGGUCGGUCAAGAAGUUCAAAACAUGGAUGCGAGAGAGUGUUACACUGGCAGUGGAGGGUCAUAUCGGGGAAAAACCAAUCUGACAUGGUCAGGUCUGACAUGUCAGGAGUGGUCAUCACAGACCCCCCACGUACACACGUACACAGCUGACAACUACCCCGACGCUAACCUCACCAACAACUACUGCAGAAACCCCAACAGUGGUACCGACAUUCGCCCGUGGUGUUACACGACUUCGGCUGAGGAAAGGUGGAACUACUGCGCGAUACCCAAGUGUCCCCCUACCGUCAGGGCAUCAGGGCUGCAUCGUGUGAGGGCUGCAUCAUGCGCAGAAGUGAAGUCCCACCACCUGGCCGACACGGAUGGGGAGUACACAUUCUACCCUUUUUCAACGUGCACAGAUGUAUCCAUCCGCGUCUAUUGCCACAACAUGGCGUCCGGAACCCCACAAGAGUUCCUGUCCCUACCGUCUGGUCCGGAGAGUAACUACGCCAUGAUCUUUGCCGAUCGUUUGACGGACGCCUUUGGAGGAGAAUGCGACGGCCCGUUACAGAAUCCAUAUUCUAGUCGUGCCGGUACCACAACGUUCAGUAAGGUUAGAAUCAAAUUUGAAAACUCAAGGAUCAAGGUUAUCCGGGAUGACUACACCUUUGCCCGAACCAUUGGUGACAACAAUGUAUCUUAUGCGGAGGCCGGUGACUGUUACUCCUGGAAACAGGGAUGUGCCAAGGGAACGUUUCAGGUGAACCUGACGGGAACUGAGCUAGAGCUGGCACCUGGCGUCCACUGGGUCAUGGAGGAGCGACAUCCGGACUAUAUCGCCAUCAAUGACAUGUUCAUCUCUGAGGACCGAAAGGUUGCCACAGCGCGAUGUGGAGGCUGGUGCGGACACUGCUGGCCUGAGGACAAGAACCUCCUGCUCUCACAUCCGCAGUGCGAACGUCAGACAGACAGCGCAACGGGGGAAACCUGUCAGGAAGGGAAGGGCACGUCGUACCGAGGGAGGAAGAGCACGACCAAAUCGGGCCGGCACUGUCAGCGGUGGGAUAGUCAGAGUCCGCACGAGCACAGUAAGGGGCCAGAGAAUUACCCUUCAUCGGGGCUGGAAAGCAACUACUGCCGUAAUCCCCUCGACUCUCAUGGCGUCUGGUGCUACACAACAGACGCUGAAAAACGCUGGGAGUACUGCGAUGUGCCACAAUGUGAAAUCUCGUCUAUAGCUUUAAGGUGUCCGCACCAGGAUCCACCAAUGAACGGUGCCCUGUCAUGUGACGCGUGGCUCUAUGGCCAGUUCUGCACCGUGCAGUGCGAGGAGCCGUAUGACUUCUCGGCGGAACCAGCUCGCCUGUACGUCUGCGGUGCCAAUUCGGAGUGGCGAACAGACCCGCCUGGCAUGGCAACCAAAUGGCCGGAUUGUACAGUCACUGUGGCCGAUGUCCAGAAAGGCAGCGAGUACCAGUACUAUGAAGGCCAUUGCGAGAAUGAGGAGUCCAGACAGACUGUCAAACAAAACUUCAUCGACCAUUUCGGCAACACGGCCUUCGGAAAGUAUGGCGGAUGCACAGGAAAUGACAACUGCACUGCAGCCAACGUGCAAGUAUUCUGUGGCCAGUUGGUGGCAGAAGAAGGUGGCCCGUGAUUUGAAACCUCCUCUGCCGUGGGCGAUGGAGUGAUUAGCGGUGACAGCAAAGUCCAUUCAUGAACCAAUCUUACUAUUUGUAGACAAUAUAUCGUUAUACCCAACA